AUGCGCGAGGAGGAAGCCAAGAAGGCGUCAUUCCGCAGCGAGUGGACGAGUUGCGUGUCCAAGAAGCCGGCGGGAUGGCGCGCGCAGUGCCUCGAGAUCCUGCACAAGGAGGGAAGACUCACACUGCUGCUCGUGAUGCUCGGCAUCUCCGCCUCCCUGGUGGACGACAUCAUCGACAUGGUCGUGCUGGGGCUGAAUCGCACUCGACGAGAGCUCCUGAAACUCGCUGGCUCGAGCGACGCCCCCUACGCUGAACUCGCAGUCUGGGGCGCGUUCACGAUCGUCGUGGCGACGGCGAGCGUCAAGUGGACGGCAGUGUUCGACCCCAUGGCGGCGGGCUCCGGGAUCCCCGAGAUGAAGAGCAUCAUCUCGUACGAGCGCCGCGAGGACGCCAGCAGAUCCCUCCGAGCGCGUACGCUGGUGUCCAAGAUCGGUGGACUCGCACUCGCUCUCGGCAGCGGCGUAUCUCUGGGGAAAGAGGGACCGUUCGUGCACACGUCGUCGAUCAUCGUCCAUCGACUGAUGAAGCACUUGAAGUGUUUCCUCCGGAUCUACGACAACGACUUCAUGCGACGCCACAUGUACGACGUAGCGUGUGCCGUGGGGGUGACCACGACAUUCCGAGCACCCAUCGGCGGGGCGCUCUUCGCCAUCGAAGUCACGAGUACUGUGUUCAUGGUGUCGAAUUACUGGCGCGCCUUCGUAGCUUCGAUCAGUGCCUUGCUAGCCCGUCAGGCCGUCUACAUGGCGCAUCAGGACUGGGUUGCUGCACACCACGCCAUGUUCGCUACGAAUUUCGCGUCCGAGUCGUUCGCGUUUGCUGAGAUCGUGGCGUUCGCGGUGUUGGCCGUCCUCACAGGCUUCCUAGGCGCGUUGUUCGCCUCGGCCGCAACAGCGUUCCGACUGCGUUGGAAGGCUUGGGCAGCCGGUAAAUCGGCCGUGCUGGCAUCCUGGACAAUCCUGUUCCCACUUGCGGCGAUCCUCUGCUUGCCAGUCGGCAUGACGCGCUUGACCUUCGGCGAUAUCCUGGGCGAUCUCACGAGUUCAGAGUCCAAGCUCCCUAAUCGAUGGCAUGCCGAUCUGUCGACGUCCGUGUUCAUCGUGCUGCCCCUCUCGGGGCUCAUCCGCUUGGUCGUGACGGCGAUGUCCUUCUCCCUGCCAGUCCCCACAGGCGACUUCAUUCCGACAUUCAUAGCUGGGGCCACCUUCGGUCGAUUCUUCGGUGAGGUCCUUCGACUUGCCUUCCCCGCCGCUGGAAUCGUGCCGGGCGGAUACGCAUUGGCAGGAGGAGCGGGUUUUGUCGCUUCAACUACAAACACAACAUCUGUCGCGGUCAUGGCGCUCGAGUUCACGGGGCAGUUCGUCUACACGAUCCCGCUCAUUCUCUCGACGCUCAUCGCUUCAAGUGUUGGCUGCGCGCUCCGGGUGUCUGUCUACGACAGUGUCAUCGCCAAAAAGGGAUUCAGCCACGUGCGCACACUGGAGCUGCAGGACCUGAAAGCUCGCGACGUCAUGCUGCGGCGAUUCCCUGCUGUUACGCUUGAAAUGGUCCGGGCAGAGCUCGAGUGCGUUCUCAAGGCAACCGCAACGACCACAACAAGCUUACCUGUGGUCGAGAACCUGGACAGUAUGAUGUUUGUUGGGUGCAUCCGCUGUAAGGGCAUUGAAAAGUUCAUCCGGAUGUCCUCAGAUGCCGAAAAUGGUUCGAGCCUGCAGCUUCGCACAGCGCUUCAGCUCCCUGAGCAGGACGACGCCACAAUACCUGCAACAAAGCAGCCAUCCGAAAAAGACGAUGGCAUGCUUGCAGCCUCCGAGGCUAGGCAACCGGAACGAGCGUCGGCAGUGGAGGAAGUAAAUUCUACCUCUGCAACCUCAAUUGCCAGCGCUGACAACAGCCCACUAGUAGCCUCCGAUCACUUGACAACAGCAGAGGAGGCCAUCAGCGGGAGCCUGGGCCUCGUGAUCGACUCCACCGCGCUUCAAGUGGACCCUGACACGUCCCUACAAAAGGUUCACCUGCUGUUUGAAAUGAUCAAGUGCUCGAGCAUCUGGGUCACCCGGCGCGGCAAGCUCGUCGGGCUGCUACACCGGCAGAACCUGCACGCCCGCAUUGCCGAGCUCAAGCGAAGAGAUGCCUUGUGA
Messenger RNA from Phytophthora sojae, 2142 nucleotides. RefSeq lists its product as hypothetical. NCBI's taxonomy places the organism in Eukaryota, Oomycota, Peronosporomycetes, Peronosporales, Peronosporaceae. Gene Ontology annotation, cellular component: membrane. The record is from RefSeq and is a predicted model, not a curated record. Gene Ontology annotation, molecular function: voltage-gated chloride channel activity. The coding region runs from base 1 to 2142 and encodes 713 amino acids. Gene Ontology annotation, biological process: transmembrane transport; chloride transport. The transcript has 3 exons.